UUCUCCGACCCCGAGCUGCGCAGGGUCAUCGGCUCCGUGCAGACCCUGGGUCCGGCCAACCUGCCCCUGGACAAGCGGAUGGAGAGCUCACCAGCAUCAUGGCAUCGUCACGCAGUUACAAGAAGCUUCUGUUCGCCUGGGAGGGCUGGCACAAUGUCGUGGGCAUCCCGCUCCGGCGCAAAUACCCGGAGUACGUCCGGCUCAGCAACGAGGCCUACAAGCCAGACGGAUUCCCGGACACGGGUGCGUUCUGGCGUUCCUGGUAUGACUCCAGCCAUUUCACGGAGGACCUGGAGCGACUGUACCAGGAGCUGCAGCCUCUCUACCUGAACCUACACGCCUACGUGCGCCGACAACUGCACCGCCGCUACGGCGACAAGUUCGUCAACCUGCGCGGGCCCAUCCCCGCCCACCUGCUCGGGAACAUGUGGGCCCAAACCUGGACCAACGUGUACGACUUGGUGGUGCCGUAUCCUGACAAGCCCAACUUGGACGUCACCAGCACCAUGUUAAAGCAGGGCUGGAAUGUCACACACAUGUUCCGGGUGGCAGAGGAGUUUUUCACGUCUCUGGGACUGCUGCCCGUGCCCCAAGAGUUCUGGGACAAGUCGAUGCUGGAGAAGCCGAAGGACGGAAGGGAGGUGGUGUGUCACGCCUCCGCCUGGGACUUCUACAACAGGAAGGACUUCAGGAUCAAGCAGUGCACGGUGGUGACCAUGGACCAGCUGGCCGUGGUGCACCACGAGAUGGGCCACGUGCAGUACUUCCUCCAGUACAAGGAGCUGCCCGUGUCCCUGCGCCGGGGAGCCAACCCCGGCUUCCACGAGGCCAUCGGGGACGUGCUCGCCCUCUCCGUCUUGACCCCCGGUCACUUGCAGAAGCUCGGCCUGUUGGAUAAUGUCACGGAAGACCUAGAGAGCAACAUUAACUUCCUGUUGAAAAUGGCACUGGACAAGAUUGCCUUCCUACCCUUCGGCUACCUCAUCGACCAGUGGCGCUGGGACGUCUUCAGUGGCCGCACGCCCCCUUCCCGCUACAACUCUGAUUGGUGGUAUCUGCGAACCAAGUACCAGGGCAUCUGCCCUCCCGUCGCCCGCAGUGAAACUCACUUUGAUCCUGGUGCCAAGUACCACGUCCCGGGCACUACCCCGUAUAUCAGGUACUUCGUGAGCUUCAUCCUGCAGUUCCAGAUCCACAAGGCCCUGUGCGCCGCCGUGGACUUCCAGGGACCGCUGCACCAGUGUGACAUCUAUCACUCCGUCAAGGCCGGGGAGAAGCUCAAGGCCGUGCUGCAGGCAGGGGCCUCAAAGCCAUGGCAGGAGGUGCUGAUGGACCUGACGGGCACUAACCAGCUGGACGCCGAGCCCCUGCUCCAGUAUUUCAGCAAUUUGACCACCUGGCUGGAGGGGCAGAACAAUGCCAGCCAAGAGGUCUUGGGCUGGCCCGACUUUGAAUGGCGUCCGCCUCUGCCCGACGGCUACCCCGGGGACAUUGACAAGGUGACGGACGAGGUGGAGGCGCAGAAGUUCCUGGAGGAAUUCGACCAGACGGCCCAGCUCGCCUGGUACGAGGACACGGAGGCCUCCUGGGCGUACAAUACCAACAUCACGGAGCACAAUCGCCAGAUCAUGCUGGACAAAAGCCUGGAGGUCUCCCGGCACACCAUAGAGUACGGCAAAAGAGCCCGCCAGUUCGACGACACGGAUUUCAAGAAUUCCUCAGUCAGGCGCACCCUGAAGAAACUACGGGAUUUGGGCCGGGCGGCUCUGCCCCAAAAUGAGCUCAAGGAGUACAAUGAGCUCCUGUCAGACAUGGAGACGACCUACAGCGUGGCCAAGGUGUGUCGGAAGGAGAACGGCCCAUGUGUGCCCCUGGAGCCCGACCUGACGGAGCUGAUGGCCACGUCGCAGAAUUACGAGGAGCUACUCUGGGCCUGGCAGGGCUGGCGAGAGGCGGCCGGGAAGCCCAUCCGCCAGAAGUUCGAGCGCUACGUCGAGCUCAGCAACAAGGCCGCCCGCCUCAACGGCCACGCGGACAAUGGGGUGUCAUGGCGCGCUAUGUACGAGACCCCGACGUUUGAGCAGGACCUGGAGCGACUGUACCAGGAGCUGCAGCCUCUCUACCUGAACCUGCACGCCUACGUGCGCCGACAACUGCACCGCCGUUACGGCGACAAGUUCAUCAACCUGCACGGGCCCAUCCCUGCCCACCUGCUCGGGAACAUGUGGGCUCAGACCUGGUCCAACAUCUAUAACCUGGUGGUCCCAUUCCCAUCGGCCAGUCAGGUGGAUGCCACCCCAGCCAUGAAGAAACAGGAGUGGACUCCCAAGAGGAUGUUUGAGGAGUCGGACAAUUUCUUCAAAUCCCUGGGGCUGCUGCCCAUGCCCCAAGAGUUCUGGGAGAAGUCGAUGCUGGAGAAGCCGAGCGACGGGAGGGAGGUGGUUUGUCACGCCUCCGCCUGGGACUUCUACAACGGCAAGGACUUCAGGAUCAAACAGUGCACGACGGUGAACAUGGAGGACCUGAUCACCGCCCACCACGAGAUGGGCCACGUGCAGUACUAUCUGCAGUACAAAGAGCAGCCCGUGGUCUUCCGCGAGGGGGCCAAUCCCGGCUUCCACGAGGCCAUCGGGGACGUGUUGGCCCUGUCCGUCUCCACGCCCCGCCACCUGCAUAGCAUCGGCCUGCUGGACAACGAGGGCGAGGGCCACGAGAGCGAGAUCAACUACCUGAUGAGCAUGGCCCUGGAUAAGAUCGCCUUCCUGCCCUUCGGCUACCUCAUGGACCAGUGGCGUUGGAAGGUGUUUGACGGACGCAUCUCCAAAGAGAAUUACAACCAGGAGUGGUGGAACCUCAGGCUCAAGUACCAGGGCUUGUGCCCGCCAGUGAUUAGGUCCCAGACCGACUUCGAUCCGGGGGCCAAGUUUCACAUCCCUGCCAAUGUGCCCUAUAUCAGGUACUUUGUCAGCUUUGUGAUCCAGUUCCAGUUCCACGAGGCCCUGUGCCGGGCUGCCAAUCACACUGGGCCCCUGCACAAGUGUGAUAUCUACAAGUCCCAGGAAGCGGGGAAGCUCCUGAGGGACGCCAUGAAGCUUGGGUCCAGCCGACCGUGGCCAGAGGCCAUGCAGAUACUGACGGGGCAGCCCAACAUGUCGGCCACCGCCCUCAUGUCUUACUUCAAGCCGCUGCUGGACUGGCUCGUCACCGAGAACACUCGCCAGAACGAGGUCUUGGGCUGGCCACAGUUCACCUGGACACCUGAUGUCCCCAAAGCCCCAGAUGCCCCGACUAACAGCAAGGUCGACUUCCUGGGGAUGUCCCUGGAGCCCGGGCAGGCCGUAGCUGGCCAGUGGAUAAUGUUCACUCUCAGUCUCCUCUCGCUCGUGGGGGUCGUGGGGCUGACUGCCCACCUCUUCUUACGGAAGCCUGCCGAGAUUCACCAGUUUGGCUCCGAAGUGGAACUGAGGCACUCCUGAGGCGGGGA
Messenger RNA from Tachyglossus aculeatus (Australian echidna), 3484 nucleotides. RefSeq names its product angiotensin I converting enzyme (gene ACE). The transcript is spliced from 23 exons. Gene Ontology annotation, cellular component: plasma membrane. Gene Ontology annotation, biological process: proteolysis. The record is from RefSeq and is a predicted model, not a curated record. Bases 99 to 3476 code for a protein of 1125 amino acids. Lineage: Eukaryota; Metazoa; Chordata; Mammalia; Monotremata; Tachyglossidae. Gene Ontology annotation, molecular function: metallopeptidase activity; peptidyl-dipeptidase activity.